Messenger RNA from Rana temporaria (common frog), 967 nucleotides. RefSeq names its product olfactory receptor 10A3-like. Gene Ontology annotation, molecular function: G protein-coupled receptor activity; olfactory receptor activity. The coding region runs from base 5 to 934 and encodes 309 amino acids. Gene Ontology annotation, cellular component: membrane. The transcript has a single exon. Gene Ontology annotation, biological process: G protein-coupled receptor signaling pathway. NCBI's taxonomy places the organism in Eukaryota, Metazoa, Chordata, Amphibia, Anura, Ranidae. The record is from RefSeq and is a predicted model, not a curated record.
GGAGAUGUUGGAGAGGAACCGGACCUUAGUUACAGAAUUUCUUCUUCUUGGAUUUGGAAAUCUUCAUGAACUCAGAAUCUUACUUUUCAUCCUAUUUUUGUUCAUUCAUAUUACUGCUGUAACGGGGAACUUUCUUGUCAUCGUCUUGGUUUUCGUGAACCAAAGCCUCCACUUUCCCAUGUAUUUCUUUCUCAGUCAACUUUCCUUGUGUGAAAUCCUCUUCACUGCCAACAUUGUGCCCAACAUGUUAUGGCUGAUCCUACUUGGUAGUGGGAAAGUGUCAGUUAGCAGAUGUAUAUGUCAGUUGUAUUUCCUGGGUGUCCCUACUGUUAAUCAAUGUUUGUUGCUGGCUGCAAUGUCUUUCGAUCGAUAUUCAGCCAUUUGUAAACCAUUGCAUUAUACCAUCAUCAUGACCUUUGGACAUCAAGUUCAGAUAGUCCUCUCCUGUUGGUUGGUGGGCUUCACUUUCUCAUUAGUAAUAUAUAUUCUUUUAGAUAAGUUGGAUUUCUGUGGUCCGAAUAUUAUCAACCACUUCUACUGUGAUAUUGCUCCAGUCAUAGAGCUUUCAUGUUCGGACACUUCCCUUGUUAUGUUGGUCACCUCUCUACUGUCUUUCCCUGUCCUUAUUUUUCCAUUUAUAUUUAUCUCGGCCACCUACAUCUCCAUUCUUCAGGCCAUCUUAAAGAUCCCGUCUGCCACUGGGAGACAGAAGACCUUCUCUACCUGCAGCUCCCACCUGACCAUUGCCUGUCUUUAUUAUGGAACUUUGUCUUUCCUUUAUAUUUUUCCACCAAGUGACAAUUCCCUUAAUGUCAACAAAGGUCUGUCUUUGCUUUACACCCUGCUGACACCGUUAUUUAACCCUCUGAUCUACAGCUUGAGAAAUCAUGAUAUUAGGAGAGCCAUUAAGAAACAUAUUAAAAAAUGGAGCUAAUAUCCAAUGAUGGUGAAUUUUUUUUGGCUUUAU